Molecule: messenger RNA, 2539 nt
Organism: Lytechinus pictus (painted urchin)
Lineage: Eukaryota; Metazoa; Echinodermata; Echinoidea; Temnopleuroida; Toxopneustidae
Product: TLC domain-containing protein 3A-like
Exons: 5
Coding region: 180-977 (265 amino acids)
Biological process (GO): lipid homeostasis
Cellular component (GO): endoplasmic reticulum; membrane
Source: RefSeq, a predicted model, not a curated record
AUAGCAGACUAGGUACCGGUACGUAGAUGUAAGCUGCGAGGUAUAGUGCAGCGCAGCGCAGGCAGUGUCGUGAAAAAGAACUGAAACGCGGAGCCGGAGACGAAGACGAGGUCAGAUUACUUCAAUCAUUAAGUUCUCGAAUAGAAGGGUCAGAACUGUGAACGUCCGUUAUUUCAAGAAUGGAACAAAAUACGCUCGCAACAAAUUUCAUUAUUGGCUGCAUUUUCUGGCCAGCAUCAUUUCAUUUGAUAUGGUUUCUGCUGUCUUUCGUACUUUCCGACACAAAGGCCUGUGGAUCUGCGAUGCGACUGGUGUCUAUUAUUCAUGCUAUCUUAGCAGCGGCUGUGGGAACUAUAUCGGUCAGGGCUACACACAAAGACAUCAUUCAAGAUGAUCACUGGCUGUUAAACUACUUUGCUGCAUUUGCCUAUCCGUACAUGCCAUACGACACUUAUGCCAUGUACCAUGCCUACAUACGGGAAAGAAACAAGCAAGAUCAACCCUUUUUCACAAGAUUGGCAUCAUUUAUAAAAGCAUCAAAAUUGGAAGUUUUUCAUCAUGCAAUCUCCACAUUCCUGGGCUAUCCCAUUAUACUACGCUAUCGUCACAACAAAGGAACCUUUAUUGUAGGAUGUGUCUACAUGACAGAAUACAGCACACCAUUUGUAAACUUGAGAAAGAUUCUUAUCAAGAAUGGUUAUGGGUCCUCAUUGAUGUUCAGUAUCAACAACCUUCUUGUCCUGAUAAUGUUCUUCCUGGUGAGAGUAGCUCUCUGGCCUGCAAUGUAUGUCAUCUAUGCUAUCAACAAGCAGCAAACAUUCUCUCAGGUCUUAGUAAGUGUUCCUUAUGGGUGCCACAUAGCUAUGGCAAUAGUGAUGGCUCUCCAGACAUCAUGGUACGUCAUUUUCUGCCGUGGAUUCUUCAAGGCACUUGGGAAAAGCCCAAAGCAAGAUUCAGUCAGUACAAAGCAGGAUUGAUUCUGUCCAGGAACUUUCGCCUGGUACCCUUUUCAUAUAGCUUGUUUUAAACAGUAAUUGGUAGUGUUUAAACAGCAAUUGUUAAUGUCUACUAAAAUCAUGUAUUUUGAUUGGAUGAUAUUAGAUUUGUUGUAUGCAUUUAACGUUUGAUAUUUAUUACAUGUUUUAUGAAAUGGGGGCCCGGUGCUUUUUCGUAAACCAAAAUUAUGGUUACAUAAUGUAACUUUGUGUGUGGAUGUUGCAAUCUUGCACAUUGGUAUUAUUAAAUUCAGAUAACUUAAAUAUUGUAGGUCAUAAGGUCAAUCAGUUUUAGUCUCUUUAACAUAAUUUUCUUUCAUUUUUAUUCUAAAUGCAAGUACAUAUCAUUGUCGUGUAAAUAUUGGUUGUGUAGAUAUAUUCUUCUUUUCAUGAAAAGUUAGGACAUUAUUUCAGGCAUCUCAAUUGGCAUUCCAUAUACAACUUAGCUUGUCAGGUUUUUCAUAUCUUAACAAGCAAUUUUGUGAAACAGGGUACUGGGAUACCCCUCUUGGGAAUGUAUUUCUCAGUUUGAGGAUGAAGGAAUAGAGUUUAUAUAGGUUUCAAUCUGCCUUUUUAGAAUUUGAUUGAUUGAUCAUUUAUAAUCUUCUUUAUUUGAUGAAUCAUAUAGGUAUAUGAUACUUUACUGUACCUAUUAAUCUGAUCUCUACCUUAUUAUUAAAAAAAAACAAAGGAAAGAAUAAAGGAAAAAAGUGGAAAAAUAGAAAGAAAUGAAUAAGCUACAAAGAAGGAGAAAAGAUAAGGUUAAAAAAGGAGAAAAAAUGAAAGAAAAAAAAAAAAGAUGUAGAAGAAUUAGAAGAAGAGAGACAUGAAAAAAAAAAAAGAUUUUCGAGAAAGAUUUUUGUCUCUGUAUUGUACAUACAAUGAGAAAGAAAUCAAACCAUAAGAUAUUUUCAAAUAUCAAUAACAUUUGUUUGUGGGGUAGUGGAUUAAAUUGUGUCCAAAUAUGCAAAUUAGGACAAGAAUUAUGUGCUGCCUAUAUUUUGAAAUAUGAUUACAACAGUAAUUUAGAGUAUAAAAAGGUUAAUUGCCCUUGGAUAAGCUUUAACAUGGCAAUGAAUGAGGAUUUUUUAGGGCUCUAGCGUUUCGGGGGCUAAAUCGCCCAAGCCCCCAUAUAAUUUUUCCGCGUAUGUUUCUAUUUCUAGCAUGUUUGAAUAACAAGCACUUUUGUGAUACAGGGUACUUGUAUACUCCUCUUUGGAAUGUAUUUCUUAGUUUAAGGAUGAAGGAAUAGAGUUUAUGAAGUUUAUCUGCCAUUUUAGAAUUUGAUUGAUGGAUCAUUUAUAAUAUUCUUUACUUGAUGAAUCAAUAGGUAUACUGUACUACAAAACUGAUCUUUACCUUAUUGAAAAAGACAAAUAAAGGAAAGAAGAAAGAAAAAAAGAAAGGUGGUAAGGUAGAAAGAAAAAAUAAGCUACAAAGUAGAAGAAUAGAAAUGGUUAAAUGGGAAAAAUGAUGAAAGAAAAAAAAUAAACAAAGAUGUAGAAGAAUUAGAAGAGAGACAUGUAAAAAAAAGAAAAGAAAUA